Messenger RNA from Salvelinus fontinalis (brook trout), 1132 nucleotides. Its product is annotated as urotensin-2B-like. The record is from RefSeq and is a predicted model, not a curated record. Gene Ontology annotation, cellular component: extracellular region. Bases 125 to 487 code for a protein of 120 amino acids. The transcript has 5 exons. Gene Ontology annotation, biological process: regulation of blood pressure; blood vessel diameter maintenance. Gene Ontology annotation, molecular function: hormone activity. Lineage: Eukaryota; Metazoa; Chordata; Actinopteri; Salmoniformes; Salmonidae.
UUCUUCCACAUCUGACAGGAUAAAAGUAUAGCUGGGAUGGACCAAAGGCAGUGGAUUGCUGGGGCAGGUUGAGAACGAGUAGAUACUACAGUAAGCACUUCUUUGGGACCGUUGCUUCGUUGACAUGGACAGUUUUGUCUCUGUGAACUACUGGCUGGGACUGCUAGCUUUUCUGCUUCUACAAGGGGUAGUCAGUGUGGAGGGCAGAAGCAUCUUCAACCCUGGAAACCAUGUAUAUCCCCAAAGAGGAGACACAGAUGCCCAGAACAAGAUUCUAGCAUUGUUACUACAUAGAAGCUUAGAACCUUUUGAAAGAAGUGACACUUUAGGUUUAGAGUUUGCCAACAAGCUAGCGGAGCUGAAGGAGAUAGAGGCUUUGAAGGUGGACUUAGAGCUGGAAAGGGAGAUCUCAUCAAACACACUAGCAGAGGACGAGUCCAUACCGAGGAAAAGGGCUGAGCCCUGUUUCUGGAAGUACUGUGUAUGACAGCCUAAGGGAGAGAAGAACCUCUGAGUCCUGCUGCAUUGCCCUAACGCUCCAAAGACUCAACACGCUCACAGACAUCAACACAACUCACCCAUUACCAAAUGUUUAAAUGUUGUAACGUAACUAAUAUACUACUACUAUAAUGUACUCAUCACUGUGCUGUAACCUCUGUGCUGAUGUCGCAGUAUCGGGCGUCUACAGGUAUUUAUAAUAGGUUCAAUGACUGUUGGGUCUAAAUCAGGGUGGGCAUAAGGUGACAUUUUAUUUGUGUUGUUUUGCAUAAUUACCUUGUAGUGCAUAAUUGCCUCAAACGACUGAAACUACUUGAUGGACAGUCCUGUAUUGGAUGUAAUGUUUCAGAUGCUUCUCUACAGAACUCCAACUUUUGCGAUGACAAGGAGUUAUCAGCAUUUCUCUAAGAAUGGAACGUAUUGUUGUCCCAACCUAACAUAUUAGUCUGCUGACAAAGGACUUGGUCCAUGUUUCCACGCCCAGAGUAAGUGUCCUCUUCUCAACAUGUUGACUUUGUCUUCCUCUAGUGGUAAAUGGGUGCAGUGACGCAAUUCAUGUACUUUCCAUUGUCAAAUAUCAGUAUUGUUUUGAUGAAUGUGUUACCGUUUCCUUCAUUUAAUAAACUAUAUAUUA